Molecule: messenger RNA, 5651 nt
Organism: Drosophila ficusphila
Lineage: Eukaryota; Metazoa; Arthropoda; Insecta; Diptera; Drosophilidae
Exons: 5
Coding region: 278-5458 (1726 amino acids)
Source: RefSeq, a predicted model, not a curated record
CCCUGCUGCUAAUCAAAAAAAAAAUAAGGCCUGCCAAAUAAGAAAUAUACAACAAGCACGCAGAAAUACAUAAAAUAACAAUCCGAGCAAACCGAUCAGGCCUCGAUAAUGUAGUCAUGAACGACCACAAUCAGUUCGGUUAUUGUUUUGUAGACAGCAUCAAGUAUAUUUUAUAAAUUUCACGUGCUAAAUUCAGAAGAAAUCCUACCACAAUAGCAACACGAACCGACCAUUUGACCACUGCGGGUCAGGACCUGGUAAUCCAAUCCCCAUUGCAAUGUCCAAGAGAGGCGCCAGUCUAAUGGCCUACAUGACGGCGGAGGAGCACCUGCUGGAUUGCUACUCGCCGCUGGAAGGCGACGAAGAGGUGGAAUCGGAGGCGAUUCAAGCUCCAGUCGCCGGAACGGGCGUGGCUGAAUAUGAGGAUGACAUGGCGGAUACGAUUGAAUCCUGUGCAGAACCCCCAGAAGUGGUGCCUUGUCUGGACCCGGCCGUAGACAGCAUGCUUCAUGUGAUAUCCGAUGAUUCGGACAUCCACAGCCUCAUUUCGAGUGGAAGCGGCUUCAAGGGCUGGCCGGAUGAGAGCCCGGAAAGCACUACAUUUGUCAACGAUCGCGAUCGCUAUGUCUACGGAGUGUGCCGCCGCAUGGUGACAGCCGAGGAAUUGACCGCUCCAGCUCCUACAUGGGCCAGCUGCACGCCUGCCAAGCGUCCGUGCAGCCGGCAGGAGGUCAUCGAGAUUCAUGACUCUCCUGAAUCAGCACAGGAUCCUUCUAUUGCUCUAAUGCAGGCAGUGGCCAACAGUCCCGGAAUCCUGUUGACCAACGGUAACAUCGAUCAGUUCGCCAUGGUGCAACAUGAAGAUGACGAGGAACAUGAACUCCAAAUGGAAGAAGAGGGAGAAGAGUGUGUUAUUUACGAGGCCGUAGAUGGAGAAAACAUGGUUGUUUUGGGAGAGGAGCACUGCUGCGAGAUAAUUGUAGCCACCCAAGGAGUAGCCUGCCAGCAGGAGUUCGCCAGGGCCAUUCUAAUGUCCGAAAACGGCACCGGUGCUUUUCUGGGCCUGCUGCCCGAGGAAGGUGGUCAAAAUGAGUGCCUCAAUGGCACUGCCUAUAUUGAGGAGGUGGUGCAGGAUUUGGGCGAGGACGAGGCUCGUGUUGCGGCUGGAAACAACGUAUACCUCAGUGAUGCAGCGCUGGAGCAGCCACUAGUGCAUCAGGAACUGGUCGAAGAUGAAGCGAACGAGGAGAACGAGAACGCUACAUUUUUAGACGACACUCCGAUGGAGGAGGAGCGUCCGGAUAUUUGUCAGGUGUACGAACACGAAUUAGAGGACCAUGACGAUGAAGAAGACGAGGAAGGCAUCAUGCAGCGGACGUCGGUUGGUAUUCGCGAACUUGAAGAGCAGGGCCCGCCGCAAAAUAACUUGCACAGGAAGUUGCCCCGCGAACACAGCAGUCCGACAGAGUUCCCAGUUAGUUCCUCUUCGAUGCCCAACGCCAGCUACAAUUACGACUUUGAAGACGAGCUGAUGGGCGGCCGUUCUCCGUCCAAAGUGGCGCCACUAAAACGCAAGUAUCCGCCACUGAUGAAGAACACGCUCCAUGGAGAGGCUAUGGAUCGAAGGUUGGCCAGCAUCUGCCAGGCUCAGCCGCAGAUGUCUCCCGCUGAGAAGGUUUCCAGCUGGAACACGGCGGCCAGCGAGGAGUGUGCGGCUGUCGAGGAUGUGGAGAGCUUUGAGGCCGCCUUUGACCAGCACGAGGCUACCAAGGCGCCGCUCAAGCAGCACAGCUUCCUGGAGUUUCGCGAAACACUGGCCCGCAAUUUGGGGAAGAUUACGCGUGACAUAAUGCAGACCUCAGAUGAAUCGACCCAAGAACUAGCCAGUUCCCAGUCGGCAGAGCGUCCGGUGCACCGUCGCUGCCUGCACAUUAUGCCACCCGAGGAAACCAUUGUCCUGGACGAUGAGGACGACGAUUGUUACGAGGUGGUGGGCAUGGACAACGCCUCCGUCACUACGUUGAUUCCCGAGGAAGAGCUGCAAGUGGAACAGCAGCCCGAAGAAGAGGAGGUGGUACCUAACGACGCCUCUGAUGUUAAGACCACUGAAACACAAAUCUCAGAGCUGCGGCAGCUUACGAAGAAAACCUCCACCACGGACUUGGAUAGCAGCGCGGCUGCUCUAACGGCUGGGUCCUCUGCAGCAGUCAAUUUACUGGCAUCAGUUUCCGAUGCCCAGCCUGCGGUUGCUUCGCAAGUAGUUGGCGAUUUUAUGCAGCCGAUGUCGAGCGAAGUUAAGCGCUCGGAUGGUCGUCAGCUGGCUAAUGCUGUAUACGAUGCAAUGUGUCAGGAGGUCAAGAUGCAACAGCAGAUGUUUAUGGAGCACAAGAAGCAAAAGCAACAGAUGUAUCACUACCAGGAAAUGCCACAACCGCCACAAGAGAUGCCUAUGCAAAUGGCCAACGACAGCAUGCUGUACGAGCAGCAGGAGUUCUGCAACUAUUUGGGACUCACCGAACUGGCCACAGCCAAUGCGGUCGCUACGGCGAUGCGGGAACUGGCCAACAGCACGGUGGCACGUCGAUCUCUACGGGUGCGACCCCAAGAUCAGUUGGACAGAAUGCGUAGCAAUGUGCGCGGAAAGAGGCGGGAGAGGGAACGAGAGCGGCUGCAGGAUAAGGACAAAAAGAUGCCUUUAACCACCAGCAGUGAGCUGAGCACUGAUAAAGACGAAACUUCCCUUCCUCAGGCAACUAAUUCUGUUCCGGGAGCAGUGGAUACAGAGCUUAAUUUCAUCCAUAAUUUGCCUGCUAUGCGUUCAGAAGAGCAGAGCCAACCGAAGCGCCUGCUCGACUCCUACUUCCGUGAAGAGGAAGCUGGCUCGUCAAUCAAAAUGCCCAAAGAGGUAGAGCGAGCUGGAUUUCCCAAAGAACAACGGACACACAGGUCUUCAAAGGAGCGCGAGAGGUGCAAAUCACCCGAGGAAGAGGAGUCCCAGCGUUGCCGAUCCCCUAAAGAAACCGAAAAGGCGGGCAAGGAGCAGGAGAUGCCGGUGGAAGACCGGGUUCAGUCCGUUAAGGCAGCUUUUGCCAAGAUUUACGAGGCAGCCGCUCCUGCACAAUCGAAGCUGUUGGAGAGCAUGCAGCAGCGCUUGCGCCAGGCGCGCGAAACCAAGCCAUCAAUCUACAUCAUCAAGGCUACCAACAACGCCUCGCCGCCAACUGCGAUGCCACCCCGACAGGAGAAUCGUAUACCAACGAUGCCUCACCUGGGAGAGGGAUUUGGUGACGUGAGUGCCCCGCAUCCAUCUGCAGUGAUUCCUCGACCUGUGAAGACGAGUCCCCCAAAGGCCACUCCAGAUAAAAGUGCUUCAUCCCCAGUCCAUCUGCCAGUUAAAAGUGCUUCAUCCCCAGUUACUGCAGCUCAGGCGCCAAAGACACCAAAACACAGAAGGACCCAUGGGGUUAUCAAACCAGUAUCUGCCACCCAACGCCGUCGCACUACCGUGGGUGCUCCCAGCUCAGUGAAGCACGCACGAGUCCGGGAUCUGGUCACCCGCUCCACCACGCAUCUCAACUCGAAGCUGCUGAGGAACCGCAAGGUUAGUCUGCUCAAGAGCUACGCCCUCUCAGACAAAAUGGCCCAAGGAAGAGCCAAGCGGCUGAGUGGCGGCACAGCACAGAGCUCCAACAAGGCCCAUUUGCCCAAGACUGUGCGGGCGAAGCUAAAAAGACCCGACCAGGCAGACAAGAGUCUUCCCCUGCAGCAUCGCCUGCAGCAGCAGCAAGUGGCACCGCCCAACACGCCCCGCAAGGUGAAGGGCGUCAAGGAGAAUGCCGCAGCCACAAGUGCAACGAAGGCCACAGGUCGCCUCUCCAAACGCACCAAAAGGCUUCGCGCCAAUUCGCUGCCCGUUAAUCUUCAGACAAUGCCCGAUCACUCUACUGCAGUCGUUCCUAGUAACACUGCCUUGAGGAUCACAGAGUUGCCUCAGGAUCCUAUUGUGAAUCCCCACAAGCAACUAAGUAAUCCCACUGUUGUCGAGGCAACAGACCAAGCUCAACUCCAUUCCCCUUGCCCCGCUCAAAUGCCUUAUGUCCAGCCCGUGCUGAUUUACCCGCCUUCUCCGACAUCACCGCCAUUGAAUUCGAAGUCGCCGGAGCCACGUCGCCUGCGCCAGGAAGCGGGAAAUGCCAACCCAGUGUUGUCUACUCCUCCUGGUGGCCUUCUACGACUCAGCGAGGGACACUCGACGCUGGCGAAUCCGCUUUCCCCGAAGCACGGCCAGGUUCUCUAUAUGUACUACGAGCUGGAACAGCUUAUUGUGCUGCAAGAGAACUGCGUCACCUUUUGGAAGUACUCGAAGGUGUUCAACGUGCUGCACCAACCGCGGCAGCAACCUUUCUUCGAGGGGAUUAGGAAAUCACCAGCACCACAGCACCAGUAUCAUCGUAAUUCUGGGGACACUGAGAAUCAGCUGGAAAGUGGUCCCCGUUGGGUGUACUUGGGCAGAGUGCGUCGCCCUACAAAUGAAAAGGAGAUCUUCACGCCAUUUGGCAGCCGCAUUUGCGUGCACAACUCAACGCCCGUUUACCUUGAAAUGCGCAGCAGGCCACUGGAUCAUCAUAAGCGGGAAGUGAAGCUUACGUCGCUGCAUGUUAAUGUGUAUUACUUUUGCGAGGAGGAAUUGAGGCCACGUAUGCACUCUGUCCACUUGGAUGCAGUCAGCUGUGAGUGGCCGCAUGUCAUAUAUACAACUAUCGCGGAGUCUCGCUACUUUGUAAUGGCUUGGCAGCAGGAACUGGUGAUGGGCAAGCCACGCUCGGGUAUCUGCAAGUACUCGCUGACACCCACGCUAGACACCCUUGCCUCCAUUCGGGAGUUCAAGCAGCUGCGCCACGAGCUGCGCCACAUCGAGUGCCUUUCGGAGGACCGGCUAAUCGGUUAUGGACAGACACGGAUCACGGUGUGGGAUCAUCGCAGCGGCGACACCCUGAUGAACUACGAUUUGGGUCGUCCCUUGGGUCGCUGCCUAGCCGCCAUGCACUAUCCCAGCCUCGACAUGGACCAGAGCAGUAUGCUGGUGCUCUACCAGCACCUCAAGGAGCCCAACAGGCCCGCUGAGGUGCAUAUUAUCGCAUGCGAACUGUCGCACGCGACACCCUCGCACCGACUGCUGCAGGUUCACCGCCUGCCAUCGCCGCAAUUCGACGACGCCACGGAGGGCGUUAAUACCGGGGAUCAUCUGAUCAUCAAGACGGCAACAAAUGACGAGGUCUGGAUAAGUGCCGCCGAUCCGCGACAGCUCACUUAUUUGGCGCCGCAAAACAAUGGAUCGCAGCGGUUCUACGCACGCCACAAAUCCCAGGUGAUCGAGAUGUCGGCGCAACAUUUGACGGUCGACAGCAUCGCCAAUCAUAUGUUGAAAUUGGCCGUCCAGCAGCAACACUUGGCGUAGACAUAUGUACCAGUGAACUUGAAAAGUCUGGACCCAGUAUCAUAUUUUUGUUUUCUCUUCACAAUUCUUGUUAAAAAAUCACCCACAAGACACAAUACGAAUAACGCCUUUAAUGUAAUAUGUAAGAUCCCUUUAUAUGCUUCUGGCUGUCAGCCCAAAACAUGUAGUUCAAAUAUAAACAAAACUAUAUUAA